GGUAGGCGGUAGACAGGGCUGAGGGUUGCUGCGUGCGGGAGAGAGGGCCGAGGGUGGCCCGGUGAGGUCCACAGAGCCCUGGGGCGUGCCUCCGUCCUGGGCACGGGGCGCGCUGGCAGGGUUCUGGCUGCCGGCCCGGCCGCCGGAGGAGCUGCUAUGGCCGGAGCUCAUUUUUAUUGCAGCCGAGGCAGGGGCCAGUUUUGAAUCCUGUAUUCUCCUCGGGUAGCAUUUUAAGGGAAUCCGUUUCUCUCGUUCUUCACCUGCGGAUUCAUCUCUCCUACCUCCUGCCGGUGUUUUUCCAUCUUGGGUGGCCGCAUCCUCUCACGCAGUCAGUUCAAGAGGACGUUUUAAACUCUGUGGCAAGCACCCAGCUUAUUUAUGGCCCGGUAAAGUGUCAAGUCGAGCGGUUGCGGUGGAGAGCAUCGCACAUGUUUAGAAUCUUAAUGCCACUCAUCAAUUCUGUAGAGCAUGUAGACUUUUAACUCCAGAUGAGAGUUAGCACGAAACCUUUACAAUUGUGAUUUACCCACUUGAUAUGUUACCCGGUUGGAAAGAAGCUUGGCGCCUUAUCCAUCCAAGUACAGAUCAACGAAAGCUCCUUCUGCAAGCGGUUUUAAAUGGCUUCCUUUGGGUGGAAGAGGAGAAUUGGCGAGAAGGUAUCCAAGGCCACGUCCCAGCAGUUUGAAGCAGAAGCAGCUGAUGAGAAGGAUGCAGCUGAGAACGAGGAUGGGAACUGGCUUCAGGCCAGCAAACGGAGGAAGGAAACCCUGCAGGAGGGCUGUAAACAGAGGAGCCAGCAGCUGAAGGAUGAAGGGGCUCAGCUGGCUGAAAACAAACGAUACAAGGAGGCAAUUCAGAAGUGGGAUGAAGCACUACAGCUAACCCCAGAUGAUGCCACCCUUUAUGAGAUGAAAUCACAGGUCCUGCUGUCUCUUCAUGAAAUGUUUCCAGCAGUCCAUGCAGCAGAGAUGGCUGUCAAGCGUAACCCACACUCGUGGGAGGCGUGGCAAACUUUAGGUCGAGCUCAGCUUGGAUUAGGAGAGAUAGUCCUGGCAAUUCGAAGCUUUCAAGUAGCCCUGCACAUAUAUCCGAUGAACCCUGAACUCUGGAAGGAAGACCUUUCUUGGGCCAGAAAGCUCCAAGAACAGCAGAAAGUAGCCCAGAGGAUUGAAAACAAAGAAAUGCCCCCGGAAGGCCCAGACCUCUCUCCAGGGUCCAUCCCAGACUAUGACUUUGAAAGCGAUGAGAUUGUUGCUGUUUGUGCAGCCGUGGCAGAAAAACAGAAGUCGGUGUCUGCAAAUAAAACAAUGGUUAUUGUGUCGGCGUCUGGGACUGUAGAGAUCGUAAACGAGAAGGAAGAGGGCUCUUCCACCCCAGAUGGCUCCAUCUUUAUCAAAGCCCGGUGAAGCCAUACACAAUGGAGAGGUGUUUGAAUCUUUUCCUUUUUGUUUGUUUGCUACUUAAUGUUUUGAUGACAUAGGGAUAUGCACUGUGGAGGAAGAGGGGAAAAAAGAAAUCCUGUUUUAAAACGAUUUUUUUUAGGUGAAACAUACAAAAAUCAAGUUGUGGAAUUAUUCUUUAGUGAGUGGACUGUGCUUCUGUAACUUCAAUAUAUAUACUUAAGGUUAGCAUCUUAUGUGAAAUGUGUUUUGAUUGAUAAGCAUUUAAUUUGACUGUAUGGGAAAGUACCCUUAAAGGCACAGUUUGGAAAGUGUGUUCUUGAAUAGUGUGUCUUGACAGGCGUGUUACUACAGUGCUGACACGGAGACUUUGCUUUGUGAUAAAGGAAGAAGUGUGCGGUUUCUUUCCCUCCUGUAAAUCUGCUGUUGUCAUUCUCCCAUUUUUCUUGCUUCACCAGUGUAAGUUUUCAUCAAGAUUGAAUAUUGCUGACAUUCUUUUGGAUUCAAAGUUAUUGCUUUGUUAUAUGUGAAUAUUUGAAAUAUUUCAAGUUUGCCUAAAAAUGCAUGCAGAUGUAUGUGUCCUGAACAUUUCUUUGAAGGUUUCGUUGUUCUUGUUGUUGUUCUAAUGUUCUAAUUUGUGCUUCUGUUUUGACUUUAAAGUUAAAAAGUGUUAAGUGUCUUCUUCAGUACUUGAUAACUGGAUACCGGUGUGUCAGAGAUGGAUUCAUUUUACUGUCAAGAUUGAGUCAUCUUUACCACAAGUCAGUCCUUUGUCAAGAUGAAUGGCAUUUGCAGAUUGUCAGUAAAGUCUAUUCCUGCAUUAUCCUGGUC
This is a messenger RNA of Mus caroli (Ryukyu mouse), 2231 nucleotides long. It is a transcript of the gene Ttc33, whose product is annotated as tetratricopeptide repeat domain 33. Lineage: Eukaryota; Metazoa; Chordata; Mammalia; Rodentia; Muridae. Gene Ontology annotation, molecular function: protein binding. The record is from RefSeq and is a predicted model, not a curated record.